Molecule: messenger RNA, 623 nt
Organism: Salvia hispanica
Lineage: Eukaryota; Viridiplantae; Streptophyta; Magnoliopsida; Lamiales; Lamiaceae
Product: calcium ion-binding protein
Source: RefSeq, a predicted model, not a curated record
AAGUCUAGUGAAUAUGGGAUUGGCCAUGAGUUUGAUGGGGAAAGGUUUGCCUACAGCACAGAUGGUGAAUAUGGUGAUGGGAACACUUGAAAGACAAUUCAUAGAUAAAGAGAUCAAAACUUUUGAAGACUUUCACAUUGCAAUGCUUAAUAUCUUCAGCACUUUCAACUCUGCAUUGCCUGGUAAACACUAUGAUGUUCCUUCUCCAGAGGAAGUCCAGGAAUGUUAUGAUGAAUGGAAGGUCGCCCCAAACGAGGCAGCGAAGAAGGAAGUGUUGGUGAAAUUCAUGAAGGAGAAGGUGAAUCUAAGCAGGCUGGAUGAAUCCAGCCUUAUCACAGGAAUAGUAACACCACCAGCAGCUAUGGCAGCCAAGAGAGCAGGCGAGAGUGUACCUCAGCUAAAGCUCAUCAAGUCCAUACCCGAUGUCAUUUUUGUGCCCUCCGCCACUGUCUUGGCCCUCAUCUCUGUCAAGCUGUCCAGAAAGAUGUUCCGUGACAACACCACUGCAUAAAAUUUCACAACCAGAAUUUCCUACAUACUGUAAUAUAUGAUGAACACCUGAACUUGUAUUUCGAUGAACCAAACACGCAAGUAAUAAGCAAUUUCCAUGUUUUCUACUGCCA